Messenger RNA from Rubroshorea leprosula, 2310 nucleotides. Lineage: Eukaryota; Viridiplantae; Streptophyta; Magnoliopsida; Malvales; Dipterocarpaceae. The record is from the annotation of a GenBank genome assembly.
GUGCCCCAAAAUUGUUGCACGCCACCUGUUCGCUCUUUUGCCACAGCAAAGGUCAGUACCCAAGAUUUCGACUUGAUUGAUGCUUUCUAGAGAAAGGAUCAAGCGCCCAAUUGCUUGUCAUUCUUGUUCUUGAUUCUGUGCCAAUGAAUUUCAAACGCUUCUUGCCUUCCACGAGCCUGUUCAACCAUCUAACCCAGCAAGCUCGCUUCUUUGUCCGCGAACCAUUUCCCAACAAGCUUACCCAGUACCUCUGUCGAGCCGAGCUUAUCGACUCAAUUCGUCUCGCUCUCCGUUCCAGCUCAGGGAAUUCUCUUCCUUCACUUUUAAACACUCGCCUUCUCGACUCCUUCGUUGUUACUCAGGCGCUCCGUUGUGCUCCCUCUGCCGAUUCUGCUUUGUCAUUUAUGGAGGUUCUCAAGACAGUCACACAUUUCGAGCAUUCUCAAAAUACCCUUCAUGCCCUUGCCACAGUUCUUUCCAAGUUCAAGCGAAAUGCUGAACUAAAAUCUCUUAUUGGUGCCAUUUUUGCUGGGAAGUUUAACAAUGUUCGUGUCAGCUUUAUGAACCUCAUGCAGUGGUAUGCUGCAGCCGGGGACCUUGAUGCGGUUUUAAGUACGUGGGAUGAGUAUAGGCGUGCAGAGAAGCGUGUGUGCACUGAAUCUUACAACAUUGUCAUGCAUCUUUAUGUGCAGAUGAGCAAGAAUUUUGAGGCAGUGGAGGUUUUUCAUCGAAUGAUUAAUGAAGGGGCAAUUCCAAAUUGUAGGACAUACACUGUUAUAAUUGAGCAUCUUAUUAGUUUAGGGAAGCUGGAUUCAGCUAGGGAGGUUUUCAGUAUGAUGCCACUAAUGAGAAUCAAGCGAACUUUGAAACAGUUUUCAGUUCUGGUGGAAGCAUUUAUUGGUGCAGAAAGGUUUGAUGAGGCAAAAUCUUUGCUUAUAGAAAUGAGGGAUGAUGGGAAGUUUCCUAGCCGAACAAUGCGUCCAUCUUUGCAAAGGAUGAAGGAAGCGGGAUAUGUUGAGGAAACAGAAGAGUUUCUUAGAGAAAUGUUGCCUGAUGAGAGGAUUGGGAAUGUGGGUUAUUGUGAAGAUAGUAGUGAUGAGGAUGGGGAUGAGGAUGGUGGUGAUGAUGGAUAUGUUGAUGGGAUUAAAUUGAAACCAUGGUUGGACCCAAAAGCUUUAGCUAGUGCCUUGAAACAAUGGAACUAUGAAGUGGUAGCUACACUGGAGAGUGUUAAUUUUGUGUGGACUACUAGAAUGGUAUGCAAGGUUCUUAGGAAUUUCAAUUCAGCUGAAACAGCUUGGAAUUUCUUCUGUUGGGUUGCCUCUCAGCCUGGAUUCACUCAUGAUGUUUACACAGUGGAAAGAAUGAUAACCCUCUUGGCACGCCAUGGACAUGCUGAAAUGGUUGAUAAACUUCUAACCAAAGUAAGAAUGGAGGGAAUGAGAUUGUCUUUUAGCACCAUCAGAUUACUUAUUGACUUCUAUGGUAUUUCGAAGAAUGCUGAUGCUGCCCUAAAGGUCUUCCAAGAUGAUAGAGCACUUUGUGGUCCCAUAUCAAAGUUCAAUCUAAUGCUUUUAUACUCUUCUCUCUUGAGAACAUUAACCAAGUGUCGGAGGAAUCAGGAUGCUCUGGAUGUACUUGAAGAAAUGAUCUUAAAUGGAAUUGUCCCAGAUAUCCAAACUUUUUCCGGGUUGAUAUAUCACUUUGCACUACAGGGAGAUAUUAGAACUGUACAGAAACUUUUUGCAUUGGUUAGGCAGAGUGGCGUGGAGCCAGAUGCCUACAUAUAUAAGGUAAUCAUUCAAGCUUAUUGCAAGUGUCAGAGAGCAGCACUUGCAUGGAGGGUUUUUGAAGACAUGAUGAACUCAAAUUUGAUGCCUGAUUUUGCCACAAAAGAGUUGCUUCUUAAGAGUCUUUGGAAUGAAGGGCGGCGAAGAGAGGCUGCUGCAGUAGAAGAGAGUUGUGACCAGAUAAACGAAGUCCUUCCACUUGUAUUGCGUGGUCACAUAUGGACAGUUAGCUCUGCAGAUCUCAUGAGAGUUUAUAACAUUUAUGCUACCAGUUGUAAAUCAGACACUGCUUAGAAUUCAGCAAUUAUUUUCUUUAGAGCAAGAUACUGGGGAACAGUUUUACAAACACUGAUCUUUUGGUUUUUACUGUUUAACUCCUUCCAUUGUCUUUUCUGAUUUAUCCAGAUACGCUAGAUAUAUAUAGGUUAGUGUGUGUAUCAAUAUUGACUUUCAAAACAAUCGGAGUCUCAAUCUAUAUUUGAAAACUGAAAUUUCAUCAUAUUAAAUGUUAAUAUCUAGA